Messenger RNA from Sapajus apella (tufted capuchin), 8111 nucleotides. RefSeq names its product transmembrane protein 170B (gene TMEM170B). Gene Ontology annotation, cellular component: plasma membrane. Bases 109 to 507 code for a protein of 132 amino acids. NCBI's taxonomy places the organism in Eukaryota, Metazoa, Chordata, Mammalia, Primates, Cebidae. The transcript has 3 exons. Gene Ontology annotation, biological process: negative regulation of canonical Wnt signaling pathway. The record is from RefSeq and is a predicted model, not a curated record.
GCGGCGGCGGCCUGGAGAAGCCGCGCACCCGCCGCCGCCCCCCGAGCCUCGCAGCCGCCGCCGCCGCCUGGCCCCCGAGGAGAGGGAGGCGGGCGCCCCUCGGGGAAGAUGAAGGCGGAGGGGGGCGACCACUCCAUGAUCAACCUGUCGGUGCAGCAGGUCCUGAGCCUCUGGGCCCACGGGACGGUGCUGAGGAACCUCACGGAGAUGUGGUACUGGAUCUUCCUCUGGGCUCUCUUCUCUUCUCUGUUUGUCCAUGGUGCUGCAGGAGUGUUGAUGUUUGUGAUGCUGCAGAGGCAUAGGCAGGGAAGAGUCAUCUCCGUCAUUGCAGUCAGCAUUGGAUUUCUGGCUUCCGUAACUGGAGCGAUGAUUACCAGUGCAGCAGUAGCGGGCAUUUACAGAGUAGCUGGGAAGAACAUGGCCCCUUUGGAAGCGCUGGUAUGGGGCGUUGGACAGACUGUAUUGACAUUAAUCAUCUCCUUUUCAAGGAUCCUCGCUACACUUUGAGGUUUCUGUGAGAAUGUCUUACUUCAUAUAAGGAAACAGAUGUACAGAUUCCCUGAAAACGGCAUUGUUAAAAGUGGAAAUGAAGUUGUGCAAGAAUGUGGACUGAGCAGGUCAAAGCAUAAGGAAGACCUUGAGCUGUGUGGAAAGAUUGCCCUCUGGUGUUCAAGUGAUUGCACUACCGCACUGCACCUUAUGUGCCUCUGUCCCAGGCAAGGUGCAUUAAGACACUAUGUAAAGUUACAAGAAAAAGCACCUUGUUUAGCUGCCUAUCAGGUUAACAUUGGUGUUGAAAUCAUCGUUUUUAACAGUGUUGUGUUAAGUUACAGGGAUGUUUCGAGGUAUUGAUAUAUGUGCCAAACUCUUUUCUUUUUGUUAACAUUGAUCAUGUGACAAUUUGCAAGUGUAGAUGUAGCUGAGUGCUGUGAACAUAUUUGACAUGAAUUCAGGUAAUGUACUAAGAUUUUUGUCCUGUAACACUAAAUCCCGUAUGAGUGCUAAAUACCGAAUUGUUUAAUAUGAGAGAAAUUAAUUGGUUUUUAAUGUUGCACAUUUCUGGGAUUUAGGGCUUCAAUAUGUUUAGGUAUUAUUUAAUUGAUGUGGAAGAUAAGUCUUCUUAAUGGAAGACUAGCUCAAAUGUUUUAAGAACUCAGAGUGGCUCUAUAGGGUGCAUACUUUUCACUAACUUAAAACAGUUUCCCUUGUGCAUAAAUAUUCUAUAAAAAUUCAGAAACUUUAAGGGUCAUACACAUUGAUUGUAGUUUGUGUGUCAUAAAAAUGUAAUUUGAAAAUUUUCUUAAAAAUUUUGUAAGAAAAAAAGUCUGAAAUGCAUGUUGCAUUCUUUGACCCUUCUAAAGAAAGUUUUUGCCUCGUAUCUCAUGGACAAAACAUCUUUAUAACUAGUAUCUCAGUGGGAUAAUAUUACAUGUUGCAUAUAUCUUGAUUUUUGACAAAACAUAAACAGUCUUUCAUUCUGGAGUAUUAACUGUUUUUAGAGAGUGGCCUAAAUUAGGCUCUGGAAAUAAAGACCUCAUUUGUAGAUAAGUAACAAGUAAGUUAUAUAGGAAGAGUAAUAACUGUUCUUUGGAUAUAUGGUAACAUUAUAAUUUUGUUAAAAAAAUUGGGGAAUACAGUAGGUAAUUUUAAAGUUUGGCAGUCUCAGCAUAUCAAUGCAGUAUUGAACGUGUAUUUGAGUAAUUUAUUUCAGUUGUUCAGUUCUUGAUUUAUGAUAUUACGAUUUAAAUUUAAGUUUACUGGAAGAAUCAGUGAGGGCAUGUGUUAAAGUGGAAAUGUCCUUUAUAUAAAACAUUUUAAGAGGUUUUAGCAAUACAUAAUUGCAAGAGUAUAGGAAGUAGGGUUGAACUGGUCUUCCAAUGAGAUUUUUUUUGGCACCAGAUACAGUUAAAAUGUGCUAACUCAAAGUAGGAGCCGUUGCAGAGAAUAUGAAGUUAAGGAUAAUAAAAAAAAAUCUGGUAGCCUCGCUGUUUAAUCCAAUUUGCUAUAAAAGUAGGCUUCUCUAAUAUCCCAUUCAAAUUUAAGAACUUUGUUACCUGCAUCACUUUUUCUUUACCCAGAAGCAGAAUAUAUCCACAACUUAUCAAUGAGAAGUUGGGGAAGCAGUGCUUUUACCAGUUUACCAUUAUGAAUGGCAAAGCAGUAUGUAUUUGACAGUAGAUCAUCAAUUGAUAGUCUCUAGAAUUUUUUUAAAUUACCUUUUGCAGUUGCAUUGCAAUUGCAAAUUUGGGGGAUUUACUAUCACUGUGGCUUGGAAAUUUGUUUUUAAAAAAAACAAUAAGCAACUAUGCAUGGAUCUUUGAAGUAAAUCUUAAAAUUGAUUCUUUUUAUUAUGUACAAGCCUGAAAUUGUUUUCAUGUGUUCUUUAUAUUGCUGAUGUUUUUACAAAUUAAAUUUAGGCAUAACUUUUCCAAGUUAAUCUGAUUUUUUCUUUUCUGCUAGACCUGAAUUGUGUUCCUCUUUACUUUGGCUAUUCUGUCAAUAAUUUAACGCAUUCAUGUUCUUCCAGAGGAAUUACCAAUAGCAUGUGGAAAUUGUUUCAGAUCUACAGAAUGAAUACUUAUUUUAACAUAUGGUUAUUUUAUGAUUUAAGAAAGUUAUGGUAAAGUAAUAUGGAGCAUGAUUCAUAAUCCAAAAUUAACCAGAAAAUAACUUGGAUACAUUAAAUGUACUAAUGUGUGGACCAAAGAGUUAACUCUUGUUUUUACUCUAGAAUGAAAGUAUAAUUGAAUGGUUAAUAAUUAGUUUGUAUGUAGAGUGUCCUGCCGUUAUCUCAUUAUCAAGUUGCUUUACGUUAUGAAUUGUGUGUGUAUACUUUUAAUUUUAGUGGUUAUUUUUGGUUUCUUUGCUGUUUUCAGUUACUUCCAUUGGGAUUUUGCGCAGCGUCAUUCUUUUGAUGUUUUGAGAUGCAGUUGAAUAGUGUGAAUUUAUGUAUUGUCUUAAUAGCUGUUUAUAUGCUGAGAUUUUUUAAAAGUUAGUAGCUUUCCUAUAGACACAAGAAAUGUUUAAUGAUAUAUAUAUACACACACAUAUGUAUAUCAUUAUAUACGUAUAUAGAGUGCUGCUAUAUAUGAAUACAGUUUACUUGGAAAGCUUUUUUUCAAUGAACACUUUCAUGUUCUAUUGGAGAAUUUGUUCAGUGUAAUGAUCUUUUAAAUAGGUUUGAGGAUGUUUGAGAAUUUUGAAUUUUGGGAAAAUUGUCUUCACUUAAUAGAGCUGGAAACCCUUGUUUGGGAUAUGACAAAAGCCCUUAUUGAUAUAUUUGGGUUAUACUUUGUUAAAAUUUAUAUGUGAUUUAGCAGUAAAUUUUCUUUGUGACAAAUACAGGAAGGGAGGGAGGACCGUUUAUAGUGGACACUCCUUUAUUUUAAAAUGUUUAAUAAAAUAUUGCUAAUAGUGAAAUUAGUUCCCCAAAGAAAGAACUCAUAUAUGCCCAAACUAAUUAUUAUUUAUCACACUGAUUAAAAAUACCCAUAGAUCACAGCUAGUCAGGGGGCCUCAAAUAAACUACAAAUAAUGCUUAAAACUUUAAAAGAAGAACAGGUAGUCUUUUCCAUGGGACAGUUCCAAGGUAAUACCCUAUCUUGCCUAGGAUAAGCAAAGUCCUAAAUGAUGGCUAUAUUCAGGGCUUGUAGUUGAAUUAUUAUUCUUUUAGAUCUUAAUGUUUACCAAACAGUGUUACAAUUUGUUACCCAAUAUACUUUUUUUAGUAUUUGUAGCAUACAUUUCCACUGCUCAAAAAAGUAUAAGGGUUUUGUUUAUACCUUAAAUGAGAGAAAUAAAGAAAUGAGUUGGCUUGUAUAUCUUGUAUUUGUGAUAUAAGGAACGGGGAUAAUUUAAAAUCACAGAAUGUUGUGGAAAAGGUUUUCAAAGAACCUCUAAUGAAGAAAGUGGGGCUGCCAUAUCAUGUACCCAGCUGCCACUCACACACCAAAUAAUUCCAUUUUGUAAACACUUUUUGUGAAUCCGCUGUGUAAAGUGCUGUACCAAGUAUUUUCUCUAGUAAGAACAAGAAUUACCAAGAUGGGAUUUUUGAUCUUGAGUCCACCAAGAGCUAGCAAGAUGAUUUUAAAUCCUAAAAAGUUUGGGACAACAUUUUGCUUCCUGAUCUUAGUUGAGAGUUAGCCUGUUUUACCCCUCAAGAUUCUCAGUUUCCUGGUUCAUCCACUAAAUAGAAUUUCCAUAACUGAGAUACCAUGGCUGUGACAUAGUGAAGAGAAUACUAGACUCCAAGUCAGCAACACAGGUUGAAUUAAGACUCUGUCACUUGUCAACUUUUUGACCUUGAGCAAAUCAUUUAACUUCUCUGAGCCUCACUUUAUAAAAUGUGACUAAUACCUCAUGUAGUUAUUGUGAGGAUUAUGUGAGAUUGUUUAUGAAUGGCAAAGCAGUAUGUAUUUGACAGUAAAUGAUCAAAGGAUAAUCUCUAGAAUUUUUUAAAAUUAUAUUUUGUAAUUGCAUUAGCAAUUGAAUAUGUUUUGUAAAAUUCAAUUUUCUUUUAUUUCUAUAUUUUCCUUAUAUAUAUUUUAGGAAAGAAACUAAAAACAUUCUCUUAUAAUUUUGCUUCAUCUCCUCUUCACCUUUUCUUUUUAAAAUCAGCAGAUCUUUAAGAUCCUUUUGUGAAUUUGUGCUGGUAGAAGUGGCCAGUGCAAGUGGGACUAAAUUAGGUCUGUUGACCACUGGUUACAAUAGAAAAAGGGUAGAGAGGUAGUCAGCCUUUACUCCUUUACCUAAUCCCACUUAGCUCCCUUGGAUUCAUUCUGCCAUUUUGAUUCAUUGACUUUCUGCUAUUUGCAAAUUAUUCUUCUUGAAAAGUAAGAGCUAUAUAUAGCCCCUCUGCCUAUAUGUCUGCUUCUUCUACCAGCCCUGGGCAUUUGGCUCUGCAGUAUAGUACCAGUUCUUUAGAAAAAUGGAAGGAUAUUCAGUGUCUACCAAGUCCUUUCUUCCACGGGCCAAGUGUGCUUAAGCCCUAGAUGUUAUUUUGUUUAUUUUUUUUAACUUUACCAUUAUUUUAAAUUUAUAUCCAUCAUAUAGUUCAAGGAGUAACAAGAUGCCUGGAGCAAUUUCUGAAAUCUCAAACCACUUCGCUCUUGACACUACAGAUUUUUCUCUCAGUCUGAAUCAGAAUCUCUGCAGUCAUUAUUUGUUUUUAAGAUGUGAGGAAUGAGGAAAAUUACUGAAGAAAUUCUAGCAGAUUGAGAUUGCAGAUAAAUUUGGUAACACUUGUUGGGUAACUGGGUAAAUUACUAUUUCUUUUAAUAAUUGAGGUGAAACUCUCAAUGGUUAAAAUGGACCAAUAAUCAAAUGGUUUUAUAAUCUUUCUUAGCUUUCCUGUCCUUGUUAUAACAUCUUGGAAGAAGACUCUUCAGGAUAAAAAGGACAUUAUUUGAUUAAAAAUUAUAAUACUUGGAGAGGUAACACAAAAACAACAUAUUUGAUGAAGUGCCCUACAUCCUGUGAACACAGUUUCAACCUUUUUGUUAGGACUAUAAACUACACUGGAUGAGUAUGUAUACUGCAUGUUUACACAUGCUGUGUUUCUUUACAUGUGAGGCUUCACUGACCACUGUGUGUUCUCAAAUUGUAUUACGAUUUUCAUGUGUGUGGUAACAGCUUUGCUCUUCUCACUAAGGAGUGCUGUUCUGUGUAGGCAGUACAGUGUUGUUAAGAAGGUUGCUGAAUUAGUUAUCUACAAAGGUAUCUGUGAAUUGGGGGGAAAUAAUGCUUAAUAUCUGAAGUAUUUUUAGUAAAUGUAGAGAUAUAUCAGAUAAUACUUUACUAAAUUAGUGGAAACACAUUUCUGAGUGAACUGAACUAUGAACUAUAAUCAUCUCUUACCCUGAGUUCAGGGAAGUUGUUUUCACAUUCUUUACAUUUAUUCCACAUGUGUUGAACUGACAUAAUAACUCUUCCCUGAUUUUGAGAAUGGAUUUAGCAGUUUUCUAAAAAUCCUCCUCUUGCCAUAUAGGUGUCGUAUGUUAUAGUUUAAACAUAUGUAUAGUUUGUUGGGAGAAUCCAAGGAGCUGGUAUAGGAAAGAAUAUUCUUAACACCUACAGUUAUGCAGCUCUAAUCUUUGAAAAGUAAAUAGUUUAGGCAAGUCAGAAGAGCAUGAACCUCAUACAUACGUUUUUAAGAUUAGGUGGUGCACCCACAUGUAUCUACUCUUGGUAGUAAUGUGACUUUCCCCUUUUUGGGAAUGUAUUUAGGUGGAUAACUGAAACUGAAAAGCAGUUUGACACAAAUACACAGGAAGAGGAAUUAUGGUGCAUAAUCAAUCAUCUGAGUCACGUAACUGUAACACUUUUCUCUUAGAUAUAAAUUGGUAAUUACCAAAAAUCACCACUUUAAAAAUAUUCUGUCAUGCUGAAGUAAGCACUUUUCUUGGAGCCCUGUUUAAAUGAAUAAUAGCGUAAGAGGACCACUGAUGACGAAGUCUCUCUUGUUUUUAAAUUAUUUACACAUCAUUGUUAAGAUAGUCUUAACAGUUGACACUCUUAGUGUUUGUGAUGUAGGAUGUAUUUACAAUGGUGGCAUUUUUAAAAAGAUUUGGCCCUCUCACCAAUACACACAUUCAGAUGUGAGCUCCACACAUUGAGAUGGACAAAUGGGAAAUUCAACAGUAUUUUUUGUUUUAGCCAUCUAACUUGGUAAAAUUCAUAGGAUUCUACCAUAAGUAUUAGCCCCUGAUUCUAGUUAUUCUGAAAUGAGGAAUCAACUUUAUCUUAAAGUCAACUAGCUAAAAUGUCUUUAUUUAAAUAGCAAAAAUAUAGUUUACCUGACAGGUAUUAAAAGUCUCACUUUCAAAUUGUAACUCUCAGACCACUGAUGAAUCAUUUAGUAUGUCACAGGCAGAUUUUAAAAGCUAAGUGAUGCUUUAGUGCCUUGUACGUUAAGAUACUUGUGCAAAGUGGAUUUAGCAAGAUUCAGGAUUGGCACCAGUGAGUUGGCUGGGUACACGCCACCCGUGACUGGGAAUUCCGAGUUCAGGAAGCCUAACAGGUAGUGGCUACUAACUUUAUAUGGUUCAAUGUAAAUCAGUUACUUAACAUUGACUGUGACAGAUGACAGCUACUUUCAUUAUAUUUUCACGAUGUGGUAUUUUUCUCUAGUUUUUCUUUUUCCAAGUAAGUAUGAAAUGGAAAAAAUGUAGUUAAGAAAAUUAAAUGUGGGAUUUUAAAAUUUAGUUUUGUUGUAAACUAGAGAUUCUAGUGAACAGUGUUAGUUUUAUACUGUAGUACAGGGCACACACUUUAACCUUUCGAUAUGUUUACCAUCAGGGAUUUAUUUUUACUAUAGAAAUACUAAAUGUACUGUGAAGCUUAAAGACAGGAGAAAAAACGUUGGAGGGGUAAUACACAAAAACAAAGGCAUAUUUGAUGAAGUACCCUAUGUUAUGUGAACACAAUUUCCCCCUUCUGUUAAGACUAUAAACUAUGCUGUAUGAGUAUGUGUACUGCAUGUUUACAUAAAGCAGUUUAAUUUCGAAGGAUUAUUUUAAAAACUAUGUUUAUAUAUAAUACCUAACAAGCUGUAAAUAUUGUAUAUUAUUGAUUUUUAAUUUUAUAUAAGCAAUUUUUUAUUUCCCAAUUCAUGUACAAAUCUCGUUGUGUAUAUAGCAUAAUUUCCUGGAGAACACAAAUUUUGCAGUGAAUUUUAAGUAUUUUAAUUGCAGUAAGCAUCAGUUUAGCCUUAGAGAUGUUGAUCUUUAUUUUAAAUUAUUUUCCACCAUUCUCAUUUUCUUCAAAGGGCAGCAAUAAACAUAUGCAAGUUAUUUUUAAUUAUAGAAAGUAGGUCUACAACGAUAAGAUCUAGGUUUCAAUUCAUUGCUUUAAGGAAAAGAUGCACAAUUACUGUCAUUCAGUGUCUGAUCACAGGACCAUUUCCGUGGUCCACAUGUGGCUCUCCUCUUUGUAAUAUACAGGGUGAACUCUUUACUGAUACACACAAAACAACUGUCAAAAGUGAAUCCAGCACUUAACUGUCAUUACACAGAAUUUAUUGGAUUAAAAAUUUGUAAUAUACAGUAUUUUAAUAAAGUUUCUGUAUUCAAUUUCAUGCACUUAUAUAUAAAUAAACCUGUCUUUGAAAGCUU